AGACUGGAAACCGUGUGGCAUUUAAAGGAAUCCGGUGCGGUUUCUGAAUGACUUCCAGUGAUGAUUCCCUGGGAGAGUAAAUGACCAGAUCGACGAACGCGUUGCUCCGGUGCCAUUGCGCACAUCGAUGCGCACAGCUUCCAGGCAGACCUUGUCAGACAGCUGUGCGUUAUGCUGAAUGGACCGAACUUCCGCGACCACGAUCCAAUGCGACUCGUCGACCCGAGGCACCUUCCGCAACUGAUGUCCCAGGAGGACCAUGAGCCCUCCAUGGAGGAAGGGACCUUGGGGCCCCGCAACUCCACGCCAGCAGGGGAUGAAGGCGCCCAGGGUCAGCAGUACCAGCCUUUCCCUUGGGUGGUUGCCGUGUUAGCCGGCGUCCUGAUCACGACCAUCGUGGUCGAUGUUAUGGGGAACCUGCUGGUCAUUGUCUCCGUGUUCAGGAACAGGAAACUCAGGAAAGCAGGAAACGCCUUCGCGGUGAGCCUGGCUUUUGCUGACCUGCUGGUCGCCCUCUAUCCCUACCCCCUGGUGCUGACCGCCAUCUUCCAUGACGGUUGGAUCGCCGGCCACAUCCACUGUCAGAUCAGUGGCUUCCUCAUGGGUCUCAGCGUCAUCGGCUCGGUCUUCAACAUCACAGGCAUCGCUAUCAAUCGCUACUGCUACAUCUGCCACAGCCUCAAAUACGACAAGCUCUGCUCUAGCAGCAACACCAUGUGCUACGUCAUGCUCGUGUGGGCGCUCACUAUCCUCGCCAUCGUGCCCAACUGGUUCGUGGAGUCGCUGCAGUACGACCCGCGAGUUUACUCCUGCACCUUUGCCCAGUCGGUCAGCUCGCUGUACACCAUCGUGGUGGUGGUGGUGCACUUCAUCGUGCCAAUGGGCAUUGUCUCAUACUGUUACCUACGGAUCUGGAUCCUUGUUAUCCAGGUGAGGCAGAGGGUCAAGCCAGACUCGCGACCAAAGAUCAAGCCCCAUGACCUCCGCAAUUUCCUGACCAUGUUUGUGGUGUUCGUGCUCUUUGCUGUCUGCUGGGGGCCACUGAAUCUGAUUGGCCUUGCAGUGGCACUGGACUCCAGGCUGAGCCGGGUCAUACCAGAAUGGCUGUUCACGGCCAGCUACUUCAUGGCCUACUUCAACAGCUGCCUCAACGCUGUUGUCUACGGAGUCCUGAACCACAAAUUCAGGAAGGAGUACAAGAGGAUUGUCCUGGCCAUCUUCAAGUUUCACUGCUGAGAGGCUACACUGAGGGUACAUCUCAAGUCUCUUAUAAGAUCAUCCCUAAUCCUCGGUCCCCGGUCGACCCAGAGGUCGAGGACGUUCCAGUUCACUUAUAUCAGCUCUGAGGACUGCGGAGUGAAGAGGCGACUGGAGGAGAUAUGACCAAGGAUACACGAGAUGCCCUGUUAUCAGAAAUCAGUUGGGGGCACAUCUCAUGUCUCCUAUGAGGACCGCAAGAUGCGAGGAAAAAACAUGAGGAGAAAGUACUCGAGGAAACGCUAUUAAAGACAGGAGACAUCCUUUUCUCCAAUCCCUCAUCUGAAGCGUCCUGUCACCAACUGAUUUUUGAUGCGAAGGAUGGUCUUGUGUUUCCUCAGUCAUGGCUCCUCCAGCACCAUCCUCGGUCCACGCUCCUCAGUCCUAGGAACUGAUGUAAGAGACUUGGAACAUUCUGCGUCCUCAGUGGACCACAGCAGCUUCCAGGUCGACUGAACAGGAGCAGGAACAAUCUUAUAAGAGACAUGAGAUGCGCCCCUGGUGACAGGAUGCUUCAGAUGAAGGAUCUGAGGAAAGGACAUCUCAUAAUAACAUGUUUUCUUGAGUCCUCUCUCCUCAUGUUUUCUUCGCAGCUGAUGUGAGCGGGACUAAGAAACAAGGAAAAGAGGCAAGUGAGAGAAGCGACUUUCUUGGGAUGUACUUUAUGUGUCUUGUCUUGUCAGGACUUUUGUGAUGAGAAAAGCCUAUUAACAAG
Molecule: messenger RNA, 1972 nt
Organism: Monopterus albus (swamp eel)
Lineage: Eukaryota; Metazoa; Chordata; Actinopteri; Synbranchiformes; Synbranchidae
Gene: mtnr1al
Product: melatonin receptor type 1A like
Exons: 2
Coding region: 172-1236 (354 amino acids)
Biological process (GO): G protein-coupled receptor signaling pathway
Cellular component (GO): plasma membrane
Molecular function (GO): melatonin receptor activity
Source: RefSeq, a predicted model, not a curated record